Messenger RNA from Spinacia oleracea (spinach), 1077 nucleotides. Its product is annotated as riboflavin biosynthesis protein PYRR, chloroplastic-like. Bases 1 to 825 code for a protein of 274 amino acids. The transcript is spliced from 7 exons. Lineage: Eukaryota; Viridiplantae; Streptophyta; Magnoliopsida; Caryophyllales; Amaranthaceae. The record is from RefSeq and is a predicted model, not a curated record.
AUGGCGACAGAGGAGAAGUUAAAGAAGAGUGAAGAACAAACCCAACUCUUGGAAACGGUCUCCGCCACCGUCUCCGCCGUUUCCACGGCCAAAUAUGUCGAUGAUGUCAUUUUAGCUCUUCAUUCCGUCGCUCUUCUCAUUUUCCCUAUCGACACUUCCUCUCUUUCAGGUGGGUUGUUUGACAGCAGUUAUGCUGACUGUGAUAGGGUGAAGGGCCUUAGCAAAUACGGGGGCCAUUUGUCCUUCCAAUUGAGAUUCAAAGGUGAUGAGCAUACCACAUGCAUCCUGCACAGGGUAGAGAAGGGAAGGUGCCGGGAGAAAAUGAUUGGGGUGUAUGCUUUUGUUGCCCCAAAAAUUAUUGGUGGAAAGGGGGCGCCUUCUCCUGUUGGUGAACUUGGCAUGGUUGAGAUGUCUCAAGCUUUGAAUUUACAUGAUGUCAGUUAUGAACAGGUUGGACCUGACAUGCUUGUUAGUGGAUUUCUUCAGCCCAUUCCUGAUUUGACGCCUAUCAUUCCUUCUUUUUCUGAAUUAUCGAAAAUUGAUCCAUCAAUUAAUCCAUAUGAAUCGAGCAUCACAUCCUUUUACAAGACUUGGGAUCCUUAUGGUUCCUUCUCCAAUUUCUCACCUCAUCCUAUCCAGAUGCCGGAUGAGGGUGGCCACUAUACAACCUGGUCAAGUGUUGAGCAUUAUUACCAGGCGCACAAGUUUUACGGCGUACAAGAUCCCGUGGCACAAGAAUAUUUCGAGGCUAUCAAAUCUGCAAAAAGUCCUGAAGAAGCAGCCAGGAUAGGAAGGAAAAUGCAGAGGCAUUCCAACAUCAAAUAACAAUCAGGUCUAUACUCCGAGGACUGCGCCUUAUGCUAGUGAGGAAAUUGAUGUGGUUCGUGAGCAAUGGGCGAAGUUUUUUACCACCAAGUAUUUAUUAUUGACCUGAGGGCGCUUGAUCGUGUUGGUUUAGAUGUUAUAGAACAAUCUUUUAUGUUAAAAUGUAUGCGUACGUUGAAAUUGGAACGUAAAUAUAUUUAAAUGUAUCGGUAUGUGCACUUUUGGUUUUGGGAUAUAUACAAAACUCCAGUU